Molecule: messenger RNA, 288 nt
Organism: Aspergillus clavatus NRRL 1
Lineage: Eukaryota; Fungi; Ascomycota; Eurotiomycetes; Eurotiales; Aspergillaceae
Product: PET191 family protein
Exons: 2
Coding region: 1-288 (95 amino acids)
Biological process (GO): mitochondrial respiratory chain complex IV assembly
Cellular component (GO): mitochondrion
Source: RefSeq, a predicted model, not a curated record
AUGGUCCAGCGCCACACCCCGCGUGAGUGCCUGAGUGAACCGCUCGUCGACGAGCUGCCCAUGAAGUGCCAACAAUUGCGGAAAGGAUUCAGCGAGUGCAAACGCGGCCUGAUUGAUAUGCGGAAGCGAUUCCGCGGAAACCAGCCCAUCUCCGUAUCGAGGGAGCUCGAAGGUGGUAAAUCCAAACCCUCCCAGCAACUAUAUGCCGGGAAGCCCGCUUUCCAGAGCGUCAAGGAGAUCAGUGGCGAUGAAGUCCAGAUGGACCCUGAGAAGACCAGAGGAUUGUGA